This is a messenger RNA of Kwoniella shivajii, 891 nucleotides long. RefSeq lists its product as uncharacterized. Gene Ontology annotation, cellular component: Golgi membrane. The coding region runs from base 1 to 891 and encodes 296 amino acids. The record is from RefSeq and is a predicted model, not a curated record. Gene Ontology annotation, biological process: protein N-linked glycosylation. Gene Ontology annotation, molecular function: glycosyltransferase activity. The transcript is spliced from 3 exons. Lineage: Eukaryota; Fungi; Basidiomycota; Tremellomycetes; Tremellales; Cryptococcaceae.
AUGAGUUCAAGGAUAUUAGCUUUCGUGACUAAUCGAGCUCGACUGCUGUUACUGCUCUCUUGUCUGAUCACUUGUUGUGUACUCAUCUAUCAACACGAUCCUACCUUGACCAAACUCCUACCCAUACAAGAAACGGCUUUUCACGAAGACCGUCGAUCAGAUUUCUUUUCGCCCGUCUACUCAUUAGUCGAUUCCCUUGCACUUGCACGACCGACGCCUGAAGCAUCACCUUCAGUAUUGAUUUUUCAGCAUGCACCCUACUUCAACCCGUUGCAUAGAGCUUCAUUUGCGACGCACAAACUAUAUGCCGAAAUCUGGGGAUAUGGAUAUGAGGUGGCUAAAGGAUCGAAGGUCACUCAAGAUCCCAGACAAAAAGCCAAGACGAUGAAUAAGUUAUAUGCACUGAUCGAAGUAUUAAGAGAUCAAUUAAACCAAGAAGAAAAGGAAAGGUAUGAUUGGAUAUUUGUAACGGACAUCGAUACGCUAAUAUCGAAUCCCUCUAUUCCUAUACAUCACCUUUUACCAUCACCUACACUGCCGCUGUCGCCAGAGCCAUUGUUUCUAGCUAGUCAAGAUCAUAAUGGACUCAACGCUGGAGUAUUGAUUUUCCGAGUAGAUUCUUUGAUAUUGGAUAUAUUACAAUGGACAAUAGAUGAAUUCGAAUCGACACCUGAUAGAGGUGAUGGAUGGUCACCUUCUGAUCAAACUCUUUUAUCUCGUGCUUUAUCAGAAGGUUUACCCCAAAGAGGAAGAGAAUUAGCUGAAGAGAAUGGCGUCAAAGCACACGGUCUGAAUCUGUUGAACGAUUAUCAAAUGACGAAAGAAUUGGGUAAACAAUGGUGGAAACAUGCAAAGAACGGUAUUGUGAGCAUGAGGUUUUUGUGGGAUUAG